Messenger RNA from Aureobasidium uvarum, 2022 nucleotides. The record is from the annotation of a GenBank genome assembly. NCBI's taxonomy places the organism in Eukaryota, Fungi, Ascomycota, Dothideomycetes, Dothideales, Saccotheciaceae.
AUGGCCAACUCGGCCCAGUAUGGCCCUCCGCUGGACCCUCCUCGCGCCAGCAAUGGUGCUCAGCCCAAGAAGGUCGCCUACUUCUACGACUCGGACGUCGGCAACUAUGCAUACAAUGCUGGUCACCCCAUGAAGCCCCACCGCAUCCGAAUGGCACACAGUCUGAUUAUGAAUUACGGCUUGUACAAGAAGAUGGAAAUCUACGUGCGCCUGAACCUUCCCUCCAAGCCUGCCUCCAAGUACGAAAUGACCCAGUUCCACACGGACGAAUACGUCGACUUUCUCUCAAAAGUCACCCCGGACAAUAUGGAUAGCUAUGCGAAAGAGCAAGGAAAAUACAACGUCGGUGACGACUGCCCCGUCUUUGAUGGUCUGUUCGAAUACUGCGGCAUCAGUGCUGGAGGCAGUAUGGAAGGCGCUGCUCGUCUCAAUCGCCAAAAGUGCGACGUCGCCGUCAAUUGGGCUGGAGGUCUGCAUCACGCAAAGAAGAGUGAGGCCAGUGGCUUCUGCUACAUCAACGACAUUGUCCUCGGCAUCAUCGAGCUUCUCAGGUUCAAGUCGCGCGUUCUCUACAUCGACAUUGACGUCCACCACGGCGAUGGUGUCGAAGAAGCCUUCUACUCAACCGACCGCGUCAUGACCUGCUCCUUCCACAAGUACGGAGAGUAUUUCCCCGGUACUGGUGAGCUGCGCGACAUUGGUGUUGGAAAUGGUAAAAACUACGCCGUCAAUUUCCCUCUCCGCGACGGUAUGGAUGAUGUCGCUUACAAGAGUGUCUUUGAGCCCAUCAUCGCCAAGAUCAUGGAGUUCUUCCGUCCCGACGCCGUUGUCCUGCAGUGUGGUGGUGACUCGUUGAGUGGUGAUCGUCUUGGUUGCUUCAACUUGUCCAUGCGCGGCCACGCCAACUGUGUCAAGUACGUCAAGAGUUUCAACCUUCCAACACUAGUCCUCGGAGGUGGUGGUUACACUAUGCGCAACGUUGCCCGUACAUGGGCUUACGAGACCGGUCAACUUGUCGGUCAAGAGAUGGGCCCUGAGCUACCAUACACCGACUACUACGAAUACUACUCUCCCGACUUCGAACUUGACGUCCGCCCUUCGAACAUGGACAACGCAAACAGCCCGGAGUACCUCGAGAAGAUCAAGCUGCAAGUCUUUGAGAACCUUUCACGCACACGAUUCGCGCCCAGUGUUCAAAUGACCGAUGUUCCUCGCUCACCACUUGUUGUGCAACCGAACGAAAACGACCCAGACAACGAGGGUGAUACCGAAGAUCUGGAUGAACGUGAGCAGCGUCUGGACGACAAGGACGACGACGAGAACCCAGACUCCCGCUACACCGAACGCAAAUGGGAUGCUCGUGUUGAGCGAGAUGACGAGUUUGAAGAUUCUGAUGACGAAGAGAUGGACGCAUUGCUUGGGGUCAAGGAACAGCCUGGCCAGAAGUCUCGCAGGAUGAAAAUUACCGACCACAAGAACCCCUUCGCCGACACGGCAGAGGGGCCAAUCGAGUCUGGAACCGCCACUCCUAUUGACAGCACUCUCCCACCUGUAGCUGCCCAAGCCGACCAAAUGGUCGUCGAGAGAGCACAAGAGGCCAACGCUGCUGUAGGUGAUGCCAUCAUGGCCGCCAAGGCAUCCGAAGAUCCUCAUGCCGUGCAGCCCGCUCUCGGCGAGGAAGUCGCCAGCAAUGGAACCCAACGAGCACGAUCACCGCCAAAGCCAGCAUCGACUACCGUACAAGCUCCUGUAGCCGAGCCUGAAGAUGUCGAGAUGGGCGAUGAUGAUACCGCCCAACCACCUACGGACGCACCAAAUGCGAACAACACACAAGCAGGUGCCGGACCUACGGCUACACCUCCGCCAGAACCUGCAGUGCCUGAAGCACCCACAACAGCUCCUGAGGACGUGGAGAUGGGUGAAGGUGCUGCCGAGGAAAAGGAGGAAGGACGUCAAGAACGUGAUGCAGAAGAUGUGGAAGGCGAGAUGAAGCGUGAGGGCGAGGCUGGUGGCAUCAACUAG